Molecule: messenger RNA, 1416 nt
Organism: Symbiodinium sp. CCMP2592
Lineage: Eukaryota; Dinophyceae; Suessiales; Symbiodiniaceae
Source: the annotation of a GenBank genome assembly
AUGCAGCUACUGGCGAAUGGGUUGGAAGCCGAAGACAAGUGGAUGGUUACAGCAGGCGACAUUCAGUGUGCCUUCCUGACGGGUGGCUACUUGUCACGCGGGGAGGAUCUGUUCCUCCAUCAACCCCGCACGGGCUUCCCGGGACUCUUGCCCGGGCAACUGGGCGGCAUGGGCAAGGCCAGAGUCAGCUACCACGGGAAAGAGUAUGCGUUUGAGCAGUGCGCGUUGGAUCCAUGCAUUUUUGUCCUGAGAGAGCACUGCCAAGGGAAGUUCAGCGGGAAGCCAAUCGGCUACGUUGGAAGCCAUGUGGACGACUUGCUCAUCGUGGCGGGUCGCAAAGUGAACAAGCUGAUUCAAGAGGCCUUGUCACGGGCCUUUCCCAUCGAGAAAUGGGAGGAGAAUCACCUCGACUACAUCGGGAGCGAGAUCAUCUGCGGGGAUGACGAGGUGAUUGUCACGCAGCGAAAGUACGCGGAGACCCGCUUGUUCGAUUUAGAGAUCCCGAAGGGAGUCAGUGAAGAGGACCUUGCAGGCCCCGACCUGAUUGCGGACAACCAGUCCCUUAUCGGGGCACUCUCGUGGCUUUCGGCCCAGACACGUCCGGAUCUGACGUGCAGUGUCAGCUUGGCGCAGCAGCUGCAGAAGGCCCCGACGAUUGCCGAUGUCAAGUUCACCAACCUGAUCUCGGCACGGGCGGUGCUCUACAAGGACGAGGGCCUACGGUUUCGCCCGAUCCCGGACGAGCACUUCGGGGUCAUCGUCUACCACGACGCCGCCUGGGCGAACGCCAUCUUGGAGGACGAGGCCGACGACUACUUCAAGCUGACCCCUGAGGAUCACGAGGCGGGCCUACAGAAGGAGGGCCCUUUCGGAACCAAUCGCGAGAGAAAGGCCAAGAGGAUGAACUCAAAGGUGGCAUCACAGGUCGGAACGCUCAUUGUGUUCGCCGACAUGAGGUGUGUGAAGGGCGAUGCCGGCAACUUCUCCAUUGGUGAUUGGAGAUCGCGGGGUGGGCAGUACAUGCGAUCCUUCAUUGAGACUUUGAAGGAGGGUGCUCUUGUGCGCGUCGAGCACGCGCGAGCACACAUCUUAUGCCUCUCCGACUGCCGGUCCCUCUUUGACCACAUCCACAAGCAAGGCAUCCCACGGGUCCCGACGGACCGAAGACUCGCCAUAGACCUUGCUGCCCUACGACAAGGCUUGAGAAGUGAGCGAUGGAGCGACAAGUUGCCGCUAGGAUGGGUGCCGAGUAACCUACAACACGGCGAUGUGCUCACCAAGCCCACCGAUCCGAAGGGUUGGUGGGAAGUGCAACAUGGGCGGCUUUCGGUAGCAAAGUCAACAACAAUUUUGAUAGAAAGAGAACCAGUGUGGAGCACAAAGUGUGUAUCGGACAAUCUUGCAGUGAUCGUAUGA